Chlamydomonas reinhardtii is the source of this 1806-nucleotide messenger RNA. RefSeq lists its product as uncharacterized. Lineage: Eukaryota; Viridiplantae; Chlorophyta; Chlorophyceae; Chlamydomonadales; Chlamydomonadaceae. Bases 169 to 741 code for a protein of 190 amino acids. The record is from RefSeq and is a predicted model, not a curated record. The transcript has a single exon.
GACCUCAGACGCGGGGCCCUAGGUGCGCCCGGCACAACUAGGUGCAAAGCCGUUGCAGCUGGGGUCCGGCACACACCUGCUUGUGUCGGGCCCCCUUCGCUUGACCUAGUAGCUCCUAUUGCUCACGUGCAAAACCUCAAUCGGCCGGGGUAGGGCGUUGCGCGUGAAAUGACACGCACGGAGGAGGACCGGCUGCGACGGCAGAUAGCGAUACUCACGCAGUUCAAGGACCUGCUGCAAAACGAGUCGUCGGUGGCGUCGCAGACGGUGGCGGUGUUUGCAGAGCUGUUGGAUGAGGUGGUGCUGGACGUGUCGCAGGAGGUGCACCGUGAGGCCCGAACCGGCAGGCUGCCGCUGCCGGCAGCAGCUCUGCCUGCCGACGCAGCAGCGGCAGCAGGUGGCCAAGCAGCAGCAGCAGCAGGCACCCUAGGCGCUGCUGCAAACGGCGAGGUUCAGGCCGGCAGCGGUGCACCGCUUGCCGCCGCCGCGGCUGCUGCUGCAGCCGCUGCGGUCGGCGUGGCAGCGGCGGCGGCGGCGGGUUCCGCCCGCGCCGGGCGCGGAGGCCCGGUUGACGUGUUUGGUCAGAGCCAUCCAGCCAAGGCGACUGACAUAGUUACAUGCCGCAACUGCGGGCGGCAGGUGCAGGCAGGCAGCUUCGCGCCCCACCUGGAGAAGUGCAUGGGCAAGGGCCGGGCGGCGGCACGCGCCGCCAGCCGCCGCAUCGCCGCCGGGCUGUCGUGACGCGCCGCGGCGUGGCGCUGAUGUGCAGGCGCAACCUUGCUGGCAGCAUAUCGAGUAGAUGUGUGUGAGAAGUACAGCGCUGGUUGGAUGAUGGCUGCGGGGUAGGGGGUGCUGAAGGAUGCCGCUUGCAAUGGAGCGGCGCUUAAAGUUUGGUUGGUAGCUUGGGGAAAAGUGGUUUGCGGGCUUGAAUGCGCUGACUUGUUUAUGUGAGAGACACCGGACCCAGAAUGGACACGGUGAAUGAUGGCUUUUGCUGGGAUUGUGAUGAGCUGCUUGUGGGCCCAGGAGCGGGCAGGGGAGUCGAGCUGACUGGAGGGAUACAGCGUCUGUGCCUGCGCGGUGUGCCGCGGAGACUGCAGCGCGAAUGGGUGGAUGCAUGGCGCUGCUUGGCAGCGCGUUGAUUGGACUGUAAUGUGUGUUUCACAGCUUUCCCGAAAGUCCUGAUCCAGGGUCCCAGACUCGGGCACAUUGGGAAGCCUGCGCAUCCAGAACGUAGGCAAUACAGGCAGUAGGUUGGAAGCUUAUGCGUACCUGUGUAGUGUGUACCGGUACUGCCUGCAUGGUGGGAAGUCUGCAGGACGCUACCAGCAGCCUUGGGCAUGGAGCGCAGAUGGUGGGCAAACUGGUGGGCUCCAUGCUAGGUAUGCACGGGACAACCCAAGCAGCGCUGUGUGUACGGCUGGCUGCCUGGUGCUAAGCCGGUGUUGGGAGCACCCCAGGGGCAAAGCCGAGUCCGAAAGGUCAAGAAUGAUUACACCGGAGAAGUAGUGCAUAAUGGUAGAUGCACAACUCUCGUCAGGGUUGCGUAGUUCGUAGUACGCGUACUAUGUACUACGUACUGUACUGCGUACUGCACGCUGCCCUUGUCGGCUAGUACGUUGGAAAAUACGUUGUGCUGGGGAAACCAGCGGGGUGGGCCGUGGCAGCGCCGUGGCGGGGCGAGGGGUGCGAGGGGUGCUGGAAUGGAUGUCCGUCGAAGUUCGCGAACCAUGAUUGCUCUCCGCAGCUGCGUUUUCUUAUAUCAAUAUGAGUAUAAUAAGUUGCAGGAAAUUCCGCUAUAAGAGU